AUGGUGCGCCUCAAGAAUCGAUACCUGCUGGUCAACAUCCUAUACCCUGAGCUCGAGAAAAGUCAAUUGAAUUCCAACAUUCCCGAUGUCGUGAUCUUCAAUCAACCAACGACAAAUGAUCUUAAUGCAUCAGCUCUCAUGAGAGGCAUACGCGCAGAAGUUUCGAGCUUAUUUGGCGAUUACGGGAUGGGCACUGUUUCCGAAAGUCUUGCUGUCAAAUACCUAUCCCCAGCGACCUCGACGUUUAUCCUCCGAGUUUCUCGAGCACAUUAUCAGGUGGCCUGGGCGGCCUUAUCUAUGAUGACCUCUGUGCCUGUGAAAGGCGGG
This is a messenger RNA of Mollisia scopiformis, 327 nucleotides long. RefSeq lists its product as uncharacterized. The record is from RefSeq and is a predicted model, not a curated record. Gene Ontology annotation, molecular function: ribonuclease P RNA binding. Gene Ontology annotation, cellular component: ribonuclease P complex. Gene Ontology annotation, biological process: tRNA 5'-leader removal. The transcript is spliced from 2 exons. NCBI's taxonomy places the organism in Eukaryota, Fungi, Ascomycota, Leotiomycetes, Helotiales, Mollisiaceae. The annotation marks the transcript as partial.